AUGUUCCCGGCGCCGCAGCCCGCGGGCCGCCCCGCCAGCCCGCCGGAGCCCCCCGCCCCCCCGCCGCCGCCGCCGCCGCCGCCGCCUGCGCCUCCCCCGCCGGGCGAGCCGAGCGACGCGGAGCUGGGCGGCUGCAGCAAGGAGGAGCUGGUGCGGCGGCUGCGGCGCGAGGAGGCCGAGAAGCUGGCGGCGCUGGUGCAGCGCGGGCGCCUGAUCCAGGGCGUCAACCGGCAGCUGCAGGAGCACCUGCGCGAGAUCCGCGAGCUGAAGGCGGUGAACGGGCGGCUGCAGGCGGAGAACCGCGAGCUGCGCGACCUCUGCUGCUUCCUGGACGAGGACCGGCUGAAGGCCAAGCGCCUGGCGCGCCACUGGCAGCUCUUCGGGCACCACGCGGCGCAGGUGCUGCGCGACGAGGUGGGCGCCUGCCUGCGCAAGCUGGCCGGCCUGGAGGGGCUGCAGGAGCGGCUGGCGCAGGACAACCUGGAGCUGAAGGAGCUCUGCGUGGCGCUGGAGGAGUGCGCCGCCGCCGCCGCCGCCGCCGCCCGACCCGACGCCAGCCCCAGCCCGGGCGGGGGCUCCUCGGAGCUCAGCCUGCCCUGCGGGCCGCGCGACCUGGGCGACGGCAGCUCCAGCACGGGCAGCGUGGGCAGCCCCGACCAGCCCCACCCCGCCUGCUCCCCCGACGAGUAGGGC
Molecule: messenger RNA, 693 nt
Organism: Candoia aspera
Lineage: Eukaryota; Metazoa; Chordata; Lepidosauria; Squamata; Candoiidae
Gene: CCDC85B
Product: coiled-coil domain containing 85B
Exons: 1
Coding region: 1-690 (229 amino acids)
Biological process (GO): negative regulation of DNA-templated transcription
Cellular component (GO): nucleus
Source: RefSeq, a predicted model, not a curated record